GGACCAUUUUUAUACUUAAUUCAGUACACACCUUCGCCAAAAACGGUUCAUUUAAGCAAACGGUUUGGUAGUCUUUCGGAUACGAUCACUCCAUGAGCUGCGAUCGUUACUACUGUAUUCGCCAAUAUCAAUCCAAUCCAAUAGUCAGUUCAACAUACUAAUCCAUAACCUAAAUAUUUCAAUUGCAGACGUAUCAAUCCAACAAAAAAAAAUAUAAUAUAACAAUAAAAAUUAGAUACUAAAAAACUAUAAUUAGCGAGGCCACUUACCAUCAUCUCUAUUAGUUAAAAAACCCUAAAAAUUCAAACGUAAUCAAAUAGUUGCAAAGCAGAUUACUCUACACACGUUCAUACCUACAUAACUGCAUAGUUGAGUAACAAAAUGAAAGCAUUUCUGGUGAUUGUUUUGGCCUGGAUCGUAUGCGUCGCCGCUCAGGAUGAUAAGAAAGCCAGUGAAAGUAGCAGUGAUAGUGAAAUCAAAAUUUACAAGCGCCUUAUACCGGCCGAUGUGUUGCGAGAUUUCCCUGGCAUGUGCUUUGCCUCUACGCGCUGUGCUACGGUCGAACCAGGCAAAACAUGGGAGCUGACACCAUUUUGCGGACGCUCAACUUGUGUGCAGAACGAUGAAAAGCCCGCCAAAUUGCUCGAAUUAGUCGAGGACUGUGGUCCGCUGCCAUUGGCCAACGAGAAGUGCAAAUUGGACACCGAGAAAACCAACAAGACAGCACCUUUUCCUUACUGUUGCCCGAUUUUCACCUGCGAGCCCGGCGUAAAACUCGAAUACCCCGAAAUUCCAAAUGAAGAACCGAAGAAGGAAUAAAUAAAAAAACUGAUUCAUGCAUUCGUUAACGUUCGGCAAAAAGUGAGGUUGAGGUCCAAAAACGCAUUAAGAAGAUAGAUGAUCAACUACACCAUAGUUCUUUAUCGAUUUACAUGCACAAGUGUGCCUCCACCAUCUUAUUGAAAUAUGAAAUGAAAUCAAUUGUAUUGUAAAUCUCAAA
Rhagoletis pomonella (apple maggot) is the source of this 1000-nucleotide messenger RNA. RefSeq lists its product as uncharacterized. Bases 382 to 819 code for a protein of 145 amino acids. The record is from RefSeq and is a predicted model, not a curated record. The transcript has 3 exons. NCBI's taxonomy places the organism in Eukaryota, Metazoa, Arthropoda, Insecta, Diptera, Tephritidae.